CACUCUCGUCCCAGACUGUAUCAACAACCCGGACGAUGAGGGUGGGAGUUUCCGUUGCCGUCGUGCUGACCACCUUGGCUCUAGCAGUCAUAGCAGAAGAUAUCAGCACAGAUGAAGGCGUGUUAGUGUUGACGAAAGGCAACUUCCAGAAGGCUACCGAAGACAAUGAAUUCGUCCUGGUCGAGUUCUAUGCCCCAUGGUGUGGUCACUGCAAGGCUCUGGCGCCUGAGUAUGUCAAGGCUGCUGCCAAGCUGACUGAGAUGGAAUCUGCCAUCAAGUUGGCUAAGGUUGAUGCCACUGAAGAAACGGAGCUUGCUGAGGAGCAUGGCGUCAGGGGUUACCCCACCCUCAAGUUCUUCCGUAAUGGCAAGCCAAUGGAUUACAAUGGUGGCCGCCAGGCUGAUGACAUUGUUAACUGGCUGCUGAAGAAGACUGGCCCACCUGCAAAGGCUAUUGCAUCUGUGGAUGAAGCCAAGGCUCUGAUUGAUGCCAGUCCAGUUGUGAUCAUUGGCUUCUUCAAGGAUCAGGAAUCUGCUGGGGCUAAGCAGUUCCUGGCAGCAGCAGGUGCCACCGAUGACCAUCCAUUUGGUAUCACCUCUGAGGAUGUAGUCUUCAAAGAAUACGAAGUGGAGGGUGAGGGCAUCAUUCUGUUCAAGGACUUUGAUGAGGGUAAGAAUAAGUAUGAAGGAGAGAUCACUGAAGAGGGUAUCUCCAAAUUUGUUAGUGCCAACUCCCUGCCACUGGUUGUGGACUUUAACCAUGAGACUGCUUCUAAGAUCUUUGGUGGAGAGAUCAAGUCCCACCUGCUCAUCUUCCUUUCCAAGGAGGCUGGCCACUAUGACACCCACAUGGAAGCAUGCAUGAAUGUUGCCAAGUCUUUUAAGGGUCAGGUGUUGUUCGUCACCAUCAAUACUGAUGAAGAGGACCAUUCUCGUAUCCUCGAGUUCUUUGGCAUGAAGAAGGAAGAAGUUCCUGGACUGCGUAUCAUCAAGCUGGAAGAGGACAUGGCCAAGUACAAACCAGACACCUAUGAUCUCAGUGAGAGUGGCUUGACUAACUUUGUGCAACAGUUCUUGGAUGGGAAGUUGAAGCAGCAUCUGCUGUCCCAGGAUCUUCCUGAAGACUGGGACAAGGAGCCAGUUAAGGUCCUGGUGGCUUCCAACUUUGAUGAGGUGGCUUUCAACAAAGACAAUGAUGUGCUUGUGGAGUUCUAUGCCCCAUGGUGUGGGCACUGCAAGCAGCUGGCUCCCAUCUAUGACCAGCUUGGAGAGAAAUUUAAGGAUGAUGACACUGUGGUCAUUGCCAAGAUGGAUGCCACAGUGAAUGAGCUGGAGCACACCAAGAUUCAGUCUUUCCCCACGCUAAAGCUCUACAAGAAGGGCACCAAUGAGGUGGUUGAGUACAAUGGAGAGCGAACAUUGGAAGGCCUGUCCAAAUUCUUGGAAACAGGUGGUGUGUAUGGUCAGGCAGCCCCUGAAGACAUGGAGGUUGAACAUUACUCUGGCGAACGAACAUUGGAGGCACUCAGUUCCUUCAUUAAGGGCGAUGUUGCCGAAGAGAAGGAUGAGGAAGAAGAGGAUGAAGAGGGUGAUGUGCCUGCGAAGGAUGAACUCUAGGAUUUCUGUUUGUAACCCUUAGGGAUUUUGCUUUCUCAGAUGGGGAAGUGGUUGUCCUUACUUAGUUUAAAAAGGAGCUCCCAUUUGCCAAAUAUUAAAACUUCCAAUUUCAAACUUCCUUGUUAAUAAAAGGAUAAUUACAUGUUACAAGUGGCUUGUUGCCUCAGGGUUAAAGUAUUAGUAUUUUCAUUGAUAAAAUACCCAUUGGUCAUGCAGGGAGUUCCUCAUAAAGGAGUUAUUUCUGAUAACUUCUUUAGUUUAACCAAAAUGUUUUGAAUGUAGAGAUUUCAUUUAAAAUGUGAUGAAAGAGCAAUGUAUGCAAAGAGUAUUUUUUCUAUGCUUUAAUGUAUUUGAUCACAUUCCUUCAGCCUUUUUGUAAAUGGGGCAUUCUAACCCUUGUGACUGGGAUAGGUAAUUUUCAAAGGAUUGGUAUUAAAACUCCACUACAUUUCUUAGCUGUGGUGCUGGUCAGUGGAAGAUGCUGGUAAUGCUUAUAAGAUGAUGAUGACAUUAUUGAUGCUUUACUGUUGUCUUCCACGGCGCUGAUCUGUUUCCCUGGACAAAGCACAAUGCUUCCCGUCACAGUGUGUUGUGUGCAUGAAUGAGGAGUCCGAAGUCCCUGAGCAGUGUAUGAUUAAACCCAAUGACCUUUUCCAAUAAAAGUGAAAAUCUGUG
Molecule: messenger RNA, 2291 nt
Organism: Scylla paramamosain (green mud crab)
Lineage: Eukaryota; Metazoa; Arthropoda; Malacostraca; Decapoda; Portunidae
Gene: Pdi
Product: protein disulfide-isomerase-like
Exons: 7
Coding region: 36-1616 (526 amino acids)
Biological process (GO): protein folding; response to endoplasmic reticulum stress
Cellular component (GO): endoplasmic reticulum
Molecular function (GO): protein disulfide isomerase activity
Source: RefSeq, a predicted model, not a curated record